This is a messenger RNA of Xylaria bambusicola, 1829 nucleotides long. Its product is annotated as DASH complex subunit Ask1-domain-containing protein. The coding region runs from base 70 to 1404 and encodes 444 amino acids. The record is from RefSeq and is a predicted model, not a curated record. The transcript has 4 exons. NCBI's taxonomy places the organism in Eukaryota, Fungi, Ascomycota, Sordariomycetes, Xylariales, Xylariaceae. Gene Ontology annotation, cellular component: DASH complex; mitotic spindle pole body; mitotic spindle. Gene Ontology annotation, biological process: attachment of spindle microtubules to kinetochore.
CUUCAACAUCGCUACCGGGCCCAUCAAACCCAUCAAGCCUACCUGGGUGUUUUAUUUUAUGUCUCCGCAAUGUCACGGCCCGGAAUGGCUUCAUCUUCGUCGUCGGGGAGGAACCUCACCUUGACUGAAGAAUUGGAGAGAUUAGAGCAAUCCAUUACCCUCACUCUGCAAGAAAUCGAUCACAACUUCAGCAAAGCCCACCGAAUAGUCACUACCAGCAUCCUCCCUGUCGUUGAGCAAUAUGGUGAACAUUCAAAGAAUGUCUGGGAAGCUUCCAAGUUCUGGAAACAAUUCUUUGAGGCCUCCGCAAACGUAUCACUGUCCGGCUAUGAGGAAUUGGCGGGGGAAGCUGAAGAGACAACAAUCGAGGAAGUGACGGUUGAUGAGACUACGUCAGACUACGAUGCCACACAAGAGGACGCAACCGAGGACUCUCAGUAUCAGGAUCACGAGCAACGGGCUGAUGAGGCCAUCGAGGACUCUAUGCUUGGAGAUGCCACCAUUACAGGUAGCACACCGCGCCCACCCGCUACAAAAUCCAUACAAGCACAAUUCGCCGACUUCAACUCGCCAUAUCAGGACCUGAGACGCGAGCUCAAGAGCGGGGCGAUCUUUAAGGGCGAUCUACCCACAGAAGACGAUGAAGAGGGUGAUGGCACGAUGCAGCUUCCUCCAUACCACCACGGAAGUACCACACGACUACCCGACAUGUCGAUGACGCCGCGUUCAUCAUCGCUACUCCUCGACGAACCGACAGCACGGCAUCCCCAGCCCGCGACGCAAAAGUCCAAAGACUUAUUGCUACAUCGUGUCCUGGAUAAAAACUACAGGCUACAAGCGACACCUCUCAAGACUAUUCCUUUGGCAGGGCGGACCCGCGGCCGAUCACCCCAGAAAAAGGGUAUAGAGGAAGAGUCUGAAGAAGACAGGGCACGUCGGGCGCUGUGGGCCGAGAGCCCCAUGAGCUCGCCCGAGAUAGCAGCCCCAAAGCUGCGAAGCGACUUGUACAUGUCUCCGCUAAAGACGCGGCAGCGCAGUCGGGACGAGGGGCCACGAACGCCGGGGAUCAGCGUGCAGACACCCACGACGGCCAAGAAAAGGGAUAUCUUUGCCGAGGUACGGUCUCAGGAGCAAGGGAAAGGGAAAGGGAGAGCUGAUGAGAUCACUUGGGAGAGCGACGAAGACGACAUGGAUGACGAUAGUGUAUUUGGGGGCAUGAGUCCACCGAAGACGAUACAGUUCGCGCUACCUCCUAGUAAGCUCAUGCAAACGCCUGCGCGAGAAGCUAGUCGUCGCAUCGUUGACGAUAUUCUCAUCACGGCUGGUGCGGCCCCCGAGGAAUCUUUGGAGGACAGUCCUACUAUGGUCAAGGUGAACCAUAAUAUCCUAGACGAUACAUUUUAGUCGAGUUAAAGGACUUGGACACCUCUGAAGAAAGUGAAAGGUUUGGCAUUAACGUGGGGAUGUGUGAUUACGUGUGGAAGAAAGUGAUGUUAUUCAUGACGGUCGCCAUGACCAUGAAAUCACUGUCUCGAGAUAGCGGGAUAUACUUGCGUGCUGAUACGAGAAUAUAGAUAGAAAAAGCAUGAGAAGCCCAAAAAAAAAUUAAGAUACCCCUUUUUAUAGGACAUAGCUUGAAAUGAGCAGCCUUUAGCCUGUACUGCUUUUUCCUAGUACCUGCCUUGACAGUGUUCAUUUUCUUGUUGCAUAGGUACACUCAUCAUUAGAAUUCGAAUUCAGACGCAUGAAAGGACAUUACAUGUCUUCGCAUUUUUUUUCUUUUGGGAGAUAUAGACUCUAGAUAUGUAGCAAGUUAAAAUGACAACAAU